Saccostrea echinata is the source of this 958-nucleotide messenger RNA. RefSeq lists its product as uncharacterized. Gene Ontology annotation, cellular component: mitochondrion. Lineage: Eukaryota; Metazoa; Mollusca; Bivalvia; Ostreida; Ostreidae. The transcript is spliced from 5 exons. The coding region runs from base 14 to 847 and encodes 277 amino acids. The record is from RefSeq and is a predicted model, not a curated record. Gene Ontology annotation, biological process: intrinsic apoptotic signaling pathway in response to oxidative stress; neuron apoptotic process.
ACAAUCCUACAGAAUGAAACAAUUUAUAGGAAACCAAGGUUUCCGAAGACUCCUUCAUAUUCUGACAGGGUCGCAUCUUACAUUUUAUAUGAUGCACAGAGCCGCGACAACACUAGAGAUUCCCAAUCUAGAUGACUAUUCUACAUCACAACUUCUCCAGAACUCUAGUGUAGCCAGUACUGAGGCGGCGUCAACUCUGUUAACUUAUGUCACCAUGGCUCUGUUUAAUGCUGAGAAGGAAUAUGUAAAGGGAGUCUACCUCCUGAUCAAGUUGAUGGAAGUGCGGCUGGAGAAUCCAGGUCAUCCGGAUCAGGACAAAAUGGAUGAACUUAUCAUUGAGUCCCGAAUCAGUGUCAAAGCACUAAGGAAGAAGAGACAAGACCUAGUGAUGUUGCUGUCGGUUUGUCAACGACUCGUCAACGAUGCAGCUGAAGCUGCUUACAUGGCAGGAGCUGAAUUUUCUGGAUAUUCUACCAACAAUAAACUAACCAGUAGCGAGGCUUUUCUGAAACCUUGUGAAAUGGAGCGUCUGAUGGCAGAGUCACAUUUAGCGGAAAUGGAGGCGCGUGUCAUUGAAGUAGAGUCAAAACGCGCAAAAGAAGAGGAAGCUAGGGACAAACAGGAAGAGGAAGUGAAAGAUGACGCGGCUCCUGAGAUCAAAAUAACAGAAGAAAAAGUAACAGUGCAAUCUGAACCGGAAGUGGUGAGUGGUACGACGUUUGACCUUCCCCCAACAGACGGUACACCUGUGGCUGACAAUUCUAGUGCCGCUUCUCCUAACGUCAGAAUGAACUAUGUAGAGACGUUCAAUAUAGGUUCAGAAGAUGAUUCGUUAGACGAUGAUUAAUUACUGUGAAUUAUAUCACUGAGAAUAUUUAUAUUUUUUCUGGAUAGAUAAACAAUCUUUAAAAUACUUGGAAGUUGGUGAUUUUUUAUUUUUCAAAAAUCACCAAGCUGA